Messenger RNA from Notolabrus celidotus (New Zealand spotty), 822 nucleotides. It is a transcript of the gene taf13, whose product is annotated as TATA-box binding protein associated factor 13. Gene Ontology annotation, molecular function: protein heterodimerization activity. Gene Ontology annotation, cellular component: transcription factor TFIID complex. The transcript is spliced from 2 exons. The record is from RefSeq and is a predicted model, not a curated record. NCBI's taxonomy places the organism in Eukaryota, Metazoa, Chordata, Actinopteri, Labriformes, Labridae. Gene Ontology annotation, biological process: transcription by RNA polymerase II. Bases 132 to 506 code for a protein of 124 amino acids.
GUAACCGUUUAAAGAAGUGGCCACUAGGGGGCAGUGUUUUCUACAGCCUGCUUAUUUUUUCACUUCCGCAGUCGAAGAAACCCGGAAGUAAACACGAGCAGCAGAUUGUUGUGAUCCUGCAUUGAGAAAGAAUGGCGGACGAGGAUGAUGAGACCGGCUUCGAGGAGGAGAUGGAGGACGGGUCCAGUGGGAUGGAUAUGGGCCACGGGAAGAGAAAGAGGCUCUUCUCCAAGGAGCUCCGCUGUAUGAUGUACGGGUUUGGAGACGACCAGAACCCCUACACAGAGUCCGUGGAUAUCCUGGAGGAUUUGGUGAUUGAGUUUAUCACGGAGAUGACCCACAAAGCCAUGUCUAUAGGGCGCCAGGGCCGCGUCCAGGUGGAGGACAUAGUUUUCCUGAUUCGGAAGGAUCCCAGGAAGUUCGCCAGAGUGAAAGACCUCCUGACCAUGAACGAGGAGCUGAAGAGGGCCAGGAAAGCUUUCGACGAGGCAAACUACGGCUCCUAACCUGGAUAAGGGACUAUUUUUAAGUUCAGUUUCACUCGGCGGUUCAUUUCUUUUAUUUUCAUACACUUUAUCGUAAAAUGUUGUCCCAACGACGUACUGAGAGAACUUGGACAAACUGUAGUUAUUUUCACCUUGAACUGACAUAAAAUAAGAUUCUCUCCUUGCAUUGCAUCUAAAUAGGGAUUGAAUCAAACCACGCCAUUUUUUGCCAAUGUUUAUUUUUUUUAUCAAAAGAAGGGCCUUCUGGAUUUCAGGGCCAUCGUAAGUUUGAGUCAAUACCUGGAAAAAUAACAAUAAAGGUCUUUGUCUCCAUCAA